Messenger RNA from Strongylocentrotus purpuratus (purple sea urchin), 2467 nucleotides. RefSeq names its product ileal sodium/bile acid cotransporter-like. Gene Ontology annotation, cellular component: membrane. The coding region runs from base 170 to 1615 and encodes 481 amino acids. Lineage: Eukaryota; Metazoa; Echinodermata; Echinoidea; Camarodonta; Strongylocentrotidae. The record is from RefSeq and is a predicted model, not a curated record. The transcript has 2 exons.
UUAUUUUUCUUAUACAUUGUUUUGUAUUUUCAUCCUUUUUUUUCUAUAGGUGAAACGAAACAAUCUGAAAACAUUAUAAAUCUUACAGAUUCGGAGGAGCUCGCAAAAUUGCUGACGGCUGCAGUCGAAGGAGACGCUUUGGCAUCUUUUCGUUUUUUCUUCACAAUUGAUGUUUCUAUUGAUGACACACAACAUGUAUCAGCAACAAGUCUUUCGGUCCUUGCUAACAUUGGUUUUGGGAAUUCAUGUUUGCAUCGCACGUAUUGACAUCGUCUUUGAGAACCACACAGACGUGUACGUUGAGGAGGGACAAGAACUGGAUAUGAACGUGACCAUAUUAGUCUACAAUGGUUCGGAGAGUACGAUUAUCUUUCAAAGUCUCAAUGAAAAUGAAUUUGAAAUAAUUAACGCAUCGACGUACAGUGUUUCCGCCGGAAUGGUUUUACCUAGAGUUUACCAUGUGAAAAUACGCGGAAAUAAUCUUGGAUUAUCGAGUAUUGUUAUAAUGAUGUCAGGAGUAGGAUCAAACGAAAUGACACGCGUUGCUGAGAUACCUGUCAAGAUUCUGCUUGUGGCUAAUUAUUUUUAUGACAACGUUUUGAAUUAUCUAUUUUUCAUUCCAUUAUCUAUUACGUAUUUUUUGAUGGGAUUCACGCUGGAUAUAAAACUAGUUUUGAAGAACUUAAAGCGUCCAUUUGCUGUUUUCAUCGGUUUCACCUGUCAGUUUGUGCUCAUGCCGGCAUUAGCGUUUGGCAUCGGUAAGAUGCUGCAAUUGGAGCCAACAGCAGCUAUUGGUUUGCUACUGGUUGGGUGCUCUCCUGGUGGAAAACUUAGCAAUGAUCUGAGCAUCCUUGUAGAUGCAGAUUUCGUGUUGAGUGUCACCAUGACAACUUGCUCAACUCUCCUGGCCCUCGGGACUAUGCCACUGAACAUAUUCAUCUACACGCCUCUCAUCACUGACUCCACAAUCGAGACACCCUACGAUCAAGUUGCUAUCCAGCUGGUCGGCAUGCUCAUCCCUCUCGCAGCGGGCGUCCUGGCACGGUUAAGAUGGUCACACUAUGAGAAGAAAGCUGUGAAGAUAAUGAAGCCAGUAAUCGCAGUAGUCCUCAUAUUGGUUAUAGGUUCAUCGUUACCGUUUCAGCUCUACAUAUUCUACGCCCCCUGGCAGAUUUAUGUGUCUUCUCUUCUGUUACCUUUAAUCGGAGGCACCUUAGGCGCCAUCAUGGCAAAGUUGGCUCGUUUAAAGAAAGAGCAGAUAGCCACAAUUGCCUUUGAGACUGGCGUCCAGAACGGAAUAAUAGCCUACGUCGUCCUAAUCAACGCCUACCCCAAGCCGGAGGCGGAUCUUGCAGGGCGGGUCCCCUUCAUCAGCAUCAUGCUACAGUUCUUUCUUGGAAUGGCAGUUAUCGGUAUCUACACCCUGCACAAGCGGUUCGUUUUCAAAGAAGGCAAGGAACCUGUGGAGGACAAAGUGGAGAUCGCCAUCGACAGUGGUACUUACCGAUCCACUUCCGAUUCCACUGUCCUCAAAGAUGAUGUGAAUGAGGAAAUACAGCAACCAACCGAUCGAGGAGCAGUGAUUAAUCUUGCUGUCGAAGAUACUGAAUUUUAAUAAUCAUUUUCUCCUACAAGUACAUAAACAUUUGAGUAGAUUGCUAGUUUACACAUUACGUCGGCUUAUUGUCGAUAGGUUGCAGGGAAAAUCAUGCAUUAAUUUCUUUGAAUGAUGUCGUCAAGUGCCAUGAAUAUUGGUGGCUUUAUAUGAAGGGCAUUUUCGGAACUAAUCUUUAAGAGGACUUUCGUACAGUCUGGUGGAGGAGAACAAAAGUGUAAAGAGUUUUCUUAACCAAAGGUCAGUACCGAAGUGCCCUUAAAGUUUCCAUAAUUUUCCCGUUUCUGUGAAAUUCUGUCCUUUCUCUCCUUUUUCUUCAAUUUUUUCUCUUUUUAUCCUUCCCCCUCUCUCUCCUCUUCCCCGAUAUCCUUCUAAUAUUUCGAUUAUUUGUAUAAUACUACUUCUUCAUUCACUCAUGUUCUCACUGGCCCACUCACUAACGAGUUCACUCGGUCACUAUUCCUCGAUCACCCGAUCACUCACUAGCUCACUCGCCCACCUUCCCACUCACCCAUGCACGCACUCACUCAUUUCCUUACUCUUUACUUAAUACAAACUCAUUCAUUCACUCACACUUACUGAUUUCUUCAAUAAUUCACCCACCCAUACUUUCCCACUUACAUCUUCACUCAUUCACUAUUCAAUCACCCACACUUCCCCACUCAUCCACACUUUCUCACUCACGUCUUCAACCAUUAAGUACUCACCCGAUCACUCAUUCACGCACCCCCUCAGUCUUACCCACUCACUCACUCACUCACACCUAAAUCAGCAUCUACUGAUACUUUCUCGUUCUCUCACUCACCCAUCCAUUCAUUUAUUACAAUAAAGCUUGCUUUCACCAAAAUAUUA